Lactuca virosa is the source of this 2843-nucleotide messenger RNA. Lineage: Eukaryota; Viridiplantae; Streptophyta; Magnoliopsida; Asterales; Asteraceae. The record is from the annotation of a GenBank genome assembly.
AAUUGGAAUUAGAAUCCAAGUCCAACACACACACACACAGAGUCGUAGUCAUCACAUAACAAUUAAGAAUACAUAACAAGCGGCGGGAUACCAGCAUGCAAUUGCAAUUCUAAUUUCAUUUGUAAAUCGUUACUUUCCUGUACGUGCGGCGAUCCUAUAGGCCCGUUUUCUCUCUCUAAAUCUCUCCUCCGUUCCUCCGUCACGGUGAAACGUACAACACCUUGAACUCGCCGCCGCCGCCGUCUUCAUCACCGUCAUCGCCAUUUCAAAACUUUCCUUUUUAUUCACUCAUAUAUACGUCACGAUUUCUCAUCGCUUGAUUUUGCAGUUAUUGAUAUACGAUCAAUAAUGCCCCCAAAGUCAAAUCCUGUGAGCCUUUCCGUUCUUCUACGUAAAAUUGAUCUCUCACUCCUCAUUCUUCUUUAGUCUUCUCGACGUUUACGCGUCUGGAUAAUUUUUUUUUCCGUUUUUGAAAGUAUUGUAGUAUUUCGAUUCGACGAUCUCCUGAGAGCUGUAUCACCGUGGUGUUUGACGUUCAAUAGGACUUUUUUAUAUAAUAAUUAUUUGAUUAGCGGUUGGUUGGUUCAAAUGGAGAAGAAGAAGUAUCCAGUCGGAGCAGAGCACUAUGAGCUGUAUGAGGAAAUAGGGCAAGGUGUCAGUGCCUCGGUUUUUCGAGCCAUGUGCAUCCCGAACAAGGAGAUUGUUGCAGUUAAGGUGCUUGAUUUUGAACGUAGCAACAGCGAUUUGAACAAUAUAUCACGUGAAGCUCAGACAAUGAUCCUGGUUGAUCAUCCAAAUGUUCUUAAAUCACAUUGUUCCUUUGUAAAUGACCAUAACCUAUGGGUGGUCAUGCCUUUCAUGCCUGGUGGAUCCUGCCUCCAUAUACUGAAGUCUUGCCAUCCUGAGGGUUUUGAGGAAGUUGUUAUUGCAACUAUACUGCGUGAGACAUUAAAGGCAUUGGAGUAUCUUCACCAUCAUGGCCACAUUCAUCGAGAUGUUAAAGCUGGAAACAUUCUGAUUUGUGAUACUGGUGCAAUCAAGCUGGGAGAUCUUGGUGUUUCUGCUUGCUUAUUUGAUUCUGGUGAUAGACAACGAUUAAGGAACACAUUUGUUGGGACACCUUGCUGGAUGGCACCUGAGGUUAUGGAACAAUUGCAUGGCUAUGACUUCAAGGCUGAUAUCUGGUCGUUUGGUAUAACGGCUCUUGAGCUUGCUCAUGGGCAUGCUCCUUUCUCAAAAUAUCCCCCAAUGAAGGUUUUGCUCAUGACCUUGCAAAAUGCACCUCCUGGUCUUGAUUAUGAGAGGGACAAAAAGUUUUCUAAGUCUUUUAAGCAGAUGAUUGCGAGUUGUCUUGUUAAAGAUCCUUCAAAACGUCCUUCUGCAAAGAAGCUUCUGAAGCAUUCUUUUUUCAGACAAGCCAGAACUAAUGAUUUUAUAGCACGUAAGCUGCUGGAAGGGCUGCCAACACUUGGUGAUCGCCUUCAAGCAUUGAAGAGAAAAGAAGAAGAUAUGCUUGUUCAAAAGAAAAUACCCGAUGGACAAAAGGAGGAAAUGUCACAGAACGAAUAUAAAAGAGGGAUUAGUGGUUGGAACUUCGAUCUUGAAGAUAUGAAAGUUCAAGCUUCCUUGAUCCAGGAUGAGGAUCCUAUACCUGACAAAGACCAAUUAGAGAAAUCGAUUUCUUUCAAUGGGACUGGUGCAGGUGAAAGGGAACUUCAGCAUCAAUUGUCAUACAUGAGCAGGGCUUUCACAUCUACUGAUGUAGCAGGAUCUGUUCCAUUUGUCAACUCUAUUGCAUCAUCUUCUAUGGGCAAAUGCGAGUCUGGAGAUAUUGCUAGUUCUUCCAAUGGACAUGUGACAUUGCGGACUUGUUCUCUUAAUAUCAACUCAGAUUUUAGUGGAAAAGCCUUAAAUGGCGUUGCAUCUCUUUCUCAAAAGCGAGUAGCUUCAUCUGGAUGCAUUGCUGCAAUGGAUGGGGGCAAGUUACAAGGUCAGACUGCUAACUGCAAUGGAUCCCAUUCACUCCAAAUAGCAGAUGGGUUGACAUCUGAGUCAAUCUCCAAAGUUUCUUCAAAAACAACAUUAACUAAUGAUGAACAAGAUGAGAAAGCAAAGUGCCCAGUUGUUCAACAGAAAGGGCGUUUUAAAGUUACCUCUGAGAAUGCUGACAAUGAUAAGGUGGUUUCUUCUCCUGGAAUGCUAAAGAGUCCGAGCAUGAGGAUAAUAAUCGAACAUCCCAAUGGUCCUACAUCGAUGCAGGGUGAUGCUACAGAUCAAAGGAAUGGCAUUUUGAGUUCCACGAAGCCACUCUCAGUCUCUGCUGAUGACAUCACUAGACUAGAGAAAUCCAAGCUUGAUGCAGUGGAUGACAGGGAAAAGGAAUUACUUAACGAAAUAAGUGAAUUACAACGGAGGCUCUUAUGUGCACAGGAGGAGCUCCAGAAAUACAAAGCUGGAAAUUCCCAUGCAUGAGUUUUUUCAAAUCUUCAAUCGCCACCUAAUCACACGGAGCUUUUUUCAUCCGAGAUUGCGUACCAAAUAAAAAGGUUCAUAUUGGUCAACAUGCACAUAUACGUAAUUUUAGUUAUUAUUCGCUGUGGAAUACUUUAUGUUUUUCCCCCUUCUGAUUUGAAGCUUAACUUCUUUUAAGAGCCAACUGUUUCAUUUUUUUUUAUUGAUUUGGUAACACACUAUUUUCUAGUUAGUUAGGUUGUUAAACAUGGGAGCUCGGUUAUUUGGAUUUAUUAACAUAAAAGUUAAAAGUAUAUUGAUGUAGUUAACGACCUAAUUGGCAUAGAAUUAUGAAUUAUCAGUUUAUGUGUAUAUUGUAUAUUAAGAGGGUG